Messenger RNA from Vanrija pseudolonga, 2483 nucleotides. RefSeq names its product N-alpha-acetyltransferase 30 (gene MAK3). Gene Ontology annotation, molecular function: protein-N-terminal amino-acid acetyltransferase activity. The transcript has 8 exons. The coding region runs from base 64 to 825 and encodes 253 amino acids. Gene Ontology annotation, biological process: N-terminal peptidyl-methionine acetylation. The record is from RefSeq and is a predicted model, not a curated record. NCBI's taxonomy places the organism in Eukaryota, Fungi, Basidiomycota, Tremellomycetes, Trichosporonales, Trichosporonaceae. Gene Ontology annotation, cellular component: NatC complex.
CGGCUACUCACUUCAUCAUAUCGCUGACGCGGCACUCGACAUUUCGACAAUAAACACAACAGCAUGGCAGAGAGCAUACCAGGCGCCGUCGCGGGCCCCUCGACGCCAGCAGUGCCAUCGCCAGCGCCAGCGCCCACAUCCCCGUUCAUCGACAGACGCGGGGAUACCCUCGCCGUGCGCACCUUCCGGGACGAGGACACCGACCUCGGGCACAUCACGCGGCUGUGCGAGGAGGAGCUGAGCGAGCCAUAUAAUGUGUACACCUUCCGGUACUUUCUCUCCGAGUGGCCACACCUCACGUUCUUUGUCUACCCCUCCGCGUCGGACCCCACACCCAUCGCCACCAUCAUCUGCAAGCAGGACACGCACCGCGAGCGCACGAACAGGGGCUACAUCGGCAUGCUGAGCGUGCAGCGCGCGUGGAGACGGCGGGGGAUCGCAAGGCGGCUCGUCGAGCUGGCCAUUGACGAGAUGGAGGCGCGCGGAGCGCAAGAGAUCGUGCUCGAAACAGAGUUUGACAACAACCCGUCCCUCACGCUGUAUGAGAAGCUCGGCUUUGUGCGCGAGAAACGCCUGCACCGGUUCUACUCGAACGGCAAGGACGCCUUCCGCCUCAUCCUCCCCCUUGCGAGCUAUCCCGGCACCGAGAGCGAAGAGGCCGACCGCGGCCGCUGGCUCGUCGCGCAGGGGCCCGACUCGUCAGACCUCGACUACAUCCUUGCUGGGCCACAAGAGAUGCCAGAUAUGACGGCGGGUUGGCCGGACGUCUCGCGCUUGACGCUGGUCCCGCCGUCACAGCGGGCACGCCCAGACUAUAUCAUAUAGGAUGGUAGAAUACAUACAGGCACGGGGAUGCUGUCCUUGCCGUUUAUCAAUGCACAUGGGUUCUACUGGGCGGUGGUGGUCGCGGCGGCCCUCGCCUUGUCCACCGCCUUGGCCUUGGCCUCGGCCUUGGCGCGCUUCGCCUUGGACUGGACGAGGGGCUCGCCGGCACGCUUCUCCUUCGGCUGGGGGUUUGAUGCCUCCGCAGCCUUCUUCUCCUUCGCUUCCUGCUUAGCGGCAAACUUGGCCGCCCGUUCGCCAGCCUUGAUCGCGAUACGCUCCUUGCGCCCGAUCUUGGGGUGUGUCCGUCCCUCGGCCCUAAACUCGGCUCGCAGCUUCUGCUCGAGCUUGGCGGCGGCCUCGCGGCGCUUCUCCUUGGUCUCCACACGCUUGCGGCGCACCUCGGUCAGGCGGCGCUGUUUGCGCGCAUUGGCGUCCAGAGGUGCCUCGGUAAGAACGCCCUUGAGGUGGACUGGCGCGUAGUAGAUCGCGGGGGUCGGGACCUCGGAAGGCUGGACCUUGGGCUUGGGCUUGGGCUUGGCCGCCACGGGCACAGCCGACUCGCCGUCCUUGGGUUCGGCGUCCUUGGGUUCGUCGCCGAAGAUCUUGAGCGACGUCGUGGGGUACGGGAGGGUGAUGGCAUGGCGCGGUGCCUGGAGCACAGACGGUGGCAGCAGACGUUCAAGAACGUCGAGGGCGGGGUGUGAAGACUUGAUCGCAAAUACAGAAACCCGACGCAGGCCAAACAAUGCUGAACCCUCAGCCUCACGACUUCCCAGCGGCACGAUGCGGAUCUCGGGGCCCUCAGCGCCAAUGUACUUCUCCCCUUCGGGAAUGCGCGAGCGGACAGACUUGGCGAGCUUCUCGUUCUGCCUCAGGAGAGUGUUGUAGGUCGCAGCGUACAUUGGCAAGGGGUCGAUGAGUGCCUGGGGCGACACGGAGCCGUUGAAGACGAGGACCAUUGACAGUGGAGCGGAGGGAGUCGAGGGCGACGCCGGCUCUACCUUGUCGGUCGGAGCGGUAGGGAGGAAGCGAGGAAGGUCAUCGUCCUGUGCCGAUCGCUUGCGGGCGAGUAAGUCGCUCAGAAUCGCGCUGCGGAAGCGGAGGUCGUCAAUACUGUGCUCCAGCGCCUUGAUGGUCUCGUUCAAGCCGAUAACGAAAUGAGUGAGGAUGUCGGGUGUAGGUGGUCCGCAGCGAGUCGGCACGCUGGGCUCAGCAGUUGCCGUCCCAGGACCCGCGACCUGUAAAGCCUCCGCCAGGUCGGCGUCCUCCAUCGCGACGUCCCCUCUUCCAGUAGCCUUCUUCGCCUCCUCGGCAACGACGGCGCCGGCCUCGUCUGCGCGCUUUUGGGUGCGGCGUGCACGCUUCCCGGCUCGCGAGGAACGUGCGCGGUCCGUGUGAUAGUCGGCGACCGAGGACGGCACAAGCUGUGACAGCGCGGCCAUGACGCCGACCUGGAGGUGGUUGGGGAUAUUGGGCCUGGGGGUUCAGAUUGAGCUGUAGCAGACCACGCGACGUACCACCCCACGGUCAGCGGGCUCAUGAGCAGCGGCUUGACCACGUCCUUCUUGAGGUCGGCGCGGUCAGCCCCGCUGCCCUUGGCCUUGGCCUGCUGCCUUAUUGUCUUGCCUGGCAGCGUUGCGGCUGGCGGCAUCGUGCAA